AUGAGAAUUUGCAGCAUUUUUUUGAUCGACAAAAAGAUCAAUGGUGCAUUUUGUCAACAGUUGGACUGCGGACGCGAAGAUUACAUCCUGAAGAUGAAACUGUCAGUUCGCACGAUCACGCACGAUCUAGCACGAUCUACAUGCUUUGACUUGCUGAUUGAGACGAAGGUGCUUGCAUUGGGCAAGAGAUGGUUAGGGCUGCCAAGGCUGUUGCUGGUCAACGUGCUCUGCCUAUACCCCUCGGUGGUAGUAAUCAUCAGAUGCCUUUUGGGUGCAUUUGCCGAUCGUAGUGCGACCAGAUGUGACCAGUCAUGA
This is a messenger RNA of Cladocopium goreaui, 315 nucleotides long. The record is from the annotation of a GenBank genome assembly. Lineage: Eukaryota; Dinophyceae; Suessiales; Symbiodiniaceae.